AUUUUACCCAAGAACCUGUGGUUCAACUGGGUCCAAAGUUCAAGGAAUUUCAAAGGGCACAUAUCUUUGGAGGGGAAGGCAGAGCACAUGAAGACGUUGUCUUGAAAGCUUUGACUAACUGGAGCUAUGCAGUGCUAACAGCAGUGUUCUGAGAUCAUAACCAGGUGUUGAAAAGAUUGUGGAAAUCAUGGCUGAGAGAAAAAGCAGCACUAGUCCCAACCUCCAUUCCAAGGGAGGUGCUGGCAAGUUCACUAAACAAGUCCAAAGGAAAUUCAGCCGUGCACAGGAGAAGGUUUUACAGAAGUUUAGUAAAUCUGAGGAGACAAGAGAUGCGCAGUUUGAAAUAUAUGUACAAAACUUCCAAGAUCAGCAGAGUGAUGGACACAGAAUAUAUAAGGACCUAAAGGCAUACUUGAAUGCUGUCAGAGUGAUGCGAGAUGCAUCCAGUCGUCUUUUUCAGUCUCUGUUUGAUGUUUAUGAGCUUGACUGGGAAGGGGGAGAGGACCUUGGGGCUGUUGUAGAGGGGGAAGACUUGCUAUGGAAUGAUUAUGAGGCAAAACUGCGAGAUCAGGCAUUGCUCACAAUAGAAUCUUAUAUGAGCCAGUUCCCAGAUAUGAGGGAAAGAGUUGCCAAAAGAGGCAGAAAACUUGUGGACUAUGAUUCUACUCGUCACCACCUGGAGUCACUGCAGAACGCUAAAAAGAGAGAUGACAUCAAGAUAAACAAGGCUGAGGAAGAGAUGAAAAUGACCAAAACAAUCUUUGAGGACAUGAACGGGGAACUAAAAGAGGAACUGCCUCUUCUCUAUGACAGUCGCAUUGGAUGCUAUGUAUCUGUCUUCCAAGCUGUCUCAGACUUGAGAGAUAUAUUCUAUAAGGAAAUGUCUCAGAAUAACAAGAAUUUACAGAAUAUUAUGGUGAACUUAAAAUCUCAACAUCCUGACAAGAACUUCGUGGUCAAGACGUUCAGUCGCAGAGGAACAUUGAAGAGGAGGUCGCUUAAAGAUGCACUGUCUCCCAGAUCACUGAGAGCCAGCUUCUCUGAGCUUCAAAUGAGUUACAGCUCUCGAGGUACUCUGAGGAGAGGACAUUCUUCUAGUUUUAGAUCAGACAAGGGCCCAUAUGACCCUUAUAUCCCAGAGGUCCUGACCAGCCCUGCUAGACCAAAACCCCCAAAGAACAACGAUUGUGUGGUUAGGGACCCAGAUGCAGUUUCCCCAAAUGAGCACAACCUGGAAGUAGAGAGAACACCUUCCACUGUACACAUACCUCUAGUAGAUGGCACAAAAGCUUCUGAAACUGUGCACAGCACAGAGGCAAAACAAGAGGAUGAAGGCACUGAAAUAAAAGAAAUGGAAUCGCUGCCAGCCUCAGAGCAGGAUGGAGAAAGGAUGGGCUUAGAUAUCAAAGGUGACUCAUCUCCAGAGACUGGUGAUGAGAACAAGCAGGAUUCGAAUAGAAAUCAUUCUGAAAGGGAUAAGGUCUUAUCAUUCGAUGAAGAUCCUGAGGAGCACAGCAUCCAUCCUGAGGAGCUAAAUGAACCUGACUCUGAAAUAAAAGAUAAAUGCCUUUAAAUGCCAUUGUAGGUCCUAAUAUAUAGAAAUAGUUCUUCCUUCAGCUUUGUAAUGUUUGUGUCUCUUCUCUGAUUUUAAAGAAAAUGCCAUAAAUGAUCAAAUAUUAGAUGAAAUUAAGAAGAAACCAUUUUGAAACUGUCAGAAUAUGAAGACAGAAGUAUGUUUAUUUUAGUUAGGAAUCGGUGUUGAUUAAUGCUUAAUAGUCAUGGUAUGAGGAGCUCAUAGGGACGAACUGAAUUUACACCAAAUACACACUUCACCUUUCCAGAUACACUAACUCCAAAGUUUUCAAUAAUAAUAAUAAUAAUAAUAAUAAUAAUAAUAAUAAUAAGUUGUUUUUGAUGAUGUUAUUAUUUUAAUUAUAAACAAGAAAUUAGACACUAUGCAAAUCAAUUUAUUGGUCAGGUUUGAACUUUAUGUCAUUUCUCAGGAUAAAUCAAUUUGAGACUGAUUAGAGCAUUGAUAUAUAAAGUUCCACCUCUGCUGUGUUGUCUUGUGAUUUCAUGUAAAGCUAAUUUGAGUGUUUGAUUAUGGGCUUAAUGCACUUACUGACAAAUGUGAUUUCUUGUGAACUGAUAAAAGAUUGAUUUCACUAUUUAAUAAAUAUGAAGAUGUCCAAUACAUGUUAUCACAAUUCUGUCUCUUUAUUAAUAGAAUAUUUAAUUACCUAUUUAACAUACUUAAUUACCUAUUAUUAACAGGUAGUUAUUUCUUAGGUUCUGUCUUAUCUAGCAGGCAGUUCACAGCGUGCUAUGCUCCUGUUUCAGAGCUGUGGCUGAAGCUUCAUUGUUCCGGAUACAGAGCGAAAGGCUACCUCGACUAGCAUGUGUGCCGCGUGUACUAGUCUAUUUUAAUUGUAUCUUUACAUGAUCAUAUUUAGUCAAAUAUUUGUUUUUAAAAUGUCAUGGAACUCUGAAAUGAAGUAAAUAACCGAUCACUUCGAACAAAUGCAUCUUAUCGACCACACACUCUGUCAGGUUUAGGUGUUAACGCUUUUCAUCAUGGCUACCACCUCACCUUACAACUUCACAGAAAUGGUGCCAACAACUGUGGCCCCAAACCAUACGGACUCUGCUGUGAUAGGAGUGGUGAUUCUGCUGGUCUUGUGUACACUGGCUGGCUUGGUGUUCCUGUUGUAUCACUACCUGUGUCACAACAAGGGCAUCUACAGGACAACAGGAGAGGCUGCUCCAGGUGUGGACCCAGACCAAGUCUACCAUGACACAGUCACUGAAAACAAGGAAUACUUUAUUUAAGUAGCGCAGACUGCCAUGGAUGAGCUGACAGAGAAGGUCAUGUUGAAUAGCUAUUGACAUUUAGAUCAUUCUGAGAAUAUUGAUAGUGCCUUACUUGUGAGAGCAGGGCUACUGUGGAAACUGUGGGCUAAGAAUUCACAUUGAGUUAAUGAUAAAAUUUGUGCUUUGUUUUUUUCGGGAUUUAUUAAAAUGAUGGUGCAUAUUGAUUUAUCAGAAGCAGAGUGAGCUGGCCAAAUAGUGUAUCAAACCUUGUGCAACCAAUUUACUUUUACUUUUGUUGGUACACCUGAGACCACUAGUAAAAAUAAUUCCUAUUCCUAUUAAUUUCUAAUUUAAUAUGACAAUUUUCCUUACACAUUAUAUGACAACAAUCUGAGUAAAAAGUAGAAUCUUUGAUCUAUUUACAGAGUUAGAAUUACUUUGUAUUUGUUUUGUUUUCACUUUGCUUAAAUGACAAUUGUGCAAUGUCAGUUAAGUGUAUGCAAGUUUUUGCAAAGCCUUAUGAUCCAUUUGAGAUCGAAUGCAUUGGAGUGUGAUCUGAACACAUGCUUCAAUAGAAGAGAUGAGGCAUGAAAAUCUGGCAUCUCCUUCUAUCUUGUGUGUGUAUGUAAUGUAAUAUGUAAAACAGUGGCAUUAAUAACCACGUAUCCCAACAAACAACUGGUCAUUCAAGGAAUGGCAACUGAUGAGGUUUACCUAGGGUUAGGUUUAGGUGUGGCUGUGCUCUGUUAUAUUAUUGCCUAAUCAAAUCUGGCAAUUAUCACUACCACCAAAACACUAAAUGCUCACUGAUUAAAAGAAAGCCUUUUAUUCUGUGGGCUUAGGCUAUCCGCUUAUUUUAUUAAAAAUAUUUUAAUCACUCACAUCUACGGCUUAUAUGACAACACCUUGCAUCAAGUCUAUUUUUUAUUUUCCUUUAUUUAUAAAUCACAAGCAUUGGUGCUUAAUCAAUCACAUCUCCAGCUUAUAUGACAACCCUGUGCAUCAAGACUAUUUUUAUUUUCUCUUAUUUAUUAAUCACAAGCAUUGGUGCGUAAUGUCAGUUUUUAGUUUUAACUAAUUCUUUUUUGCAUAACAGGUAUGUUGUGUUCACCUUAAGGAUAUUAAUUAGGCUGUAAUAUCAUCAAAAUGAAAGUUAAGUUCAUGGUUUGUAAUAAGUGUAACAAUCAUUCACUGUACUGUUUACUACUUACACACUGUCUAUGUAAUAGCAACACCUGUAUAUUUAUCCAGGCAUGCCUAUGACAGAAGCACAAUUCAUAAAACCAUGCAGCUAAAGAUUAAGAACUUCUGUUAGUGUUCCCAUCCAACAACAGAGGGGGAAAAAUGUGAACUAUGACAGUGGCAUGGUUGAUGGGCUCAUCAGAUGGGCUGGUUUGGGUUUUUCAUAAACUGUUGAACUCCUGGUAACAAUAGUGUGAAAACAGUUUACAGAGAAUGGUUUGGGAAAACACCCAUAUAGCCCAACUACCUCACAGUUUAAUAUGCUGUGUAUUCUAAGAUGCUUUUCUGCUCACCAGUUGUAUGGAGUGCCUAUUUGAGUUACUAUAGACUUCUGUCUGCUCAGACCUGGUCAUUCUAAUCUGACCUCUUGCAUCAGCAAGAUGUUUUAGCUUGCAGACACGCUAUUCAGGUUUUUUUUGUUGUUCACACCAUUUUUGUAAGCACUAGAGACAUCCCAGGAGAUUGGCAGUUUCUGAAAUACUCAAACCAACCCAUCUGGUAGCUACAACUACGCCAUGAACAUUAACUGAAGCUCUUGACCUGUGUCUGUAUGAUUACAUGUACUGUGUUGCUGCCACCUGAUUAAGUGAUUGUAUAACAGCAUAAAUGGGCAGGUGUACAGGUGUCCCUAUUAAAGUGGACAGUGAGUAUAUACUGAUUAUGUAUUUGCUAUUGCUACAUAAACAGAGAAAGUAUUGAUGUCUGCUGUCCUUAGGAACGUGCAGCAUGCCACCUUUUAGAUGAAUAUCAAAUCAUUGAGUCAAAAAUAACAUUAUGGAAUUUCUUUUUAAAUUUCCAAAAUAGCCUUUAUUGUUAAUUAGGUUUAGUAAUUUAAAAACGCUUACUGGUGAUUGCAGAGCUUUACUUUUUUUAAACAUUAAAUAAAACCCACCUAUUAGAAAAAAAAAAUCCCUGAACUCCAGUUGUUUAUUAACCUUUGUUAUAUUUAUAUAUAUAUACCAUAAAUGCACACUGCAAGUUGGUAAAAUGGUAUAGUGAUGAUCUUGGUAUGUUGCAUAAAUUCCUCAAUUCAUAAAUUUCCAAUACAAAUUAUGAUGACGUGCAAACCUUUGCCCUCUUUUCGUUGGAUACUUCUGUAAGUAAAAUAUGUCAACCUGUUCUGAAGCUACUGUCGGAUACCCAGUGGUGCUGCUGUUACAUGUAUGUUUCAGACAAAUAAUUGAAAUGAAUAAAUCAAAUAAAACCAAACAAUAGGGGGUUUGUAUAAUAAGCUAAAUGAACACAAGUUACAUUUCAAUACAUACUUUCACAUUACAACCAGAUAAACAGCUAGUGAAAUUUUGACUUUCCUGUUAUGAAUACACAUUAGUUCAAUGUUCUGGGUGGGGUUGAUGGUCAGAUCAUUCUGAUAUCAAUGAUGGAGAUUCAAUAGAAAUAAAAUUAUGCCAUUAAAGAACAAAAGAUAAAAAGUCCCUUUCUUCAGUUUAGAUUGAAAUUGAAUCUCUCACAAUCUUAAAAGUUUGAAUCAAUUGUUGAACUCAACUCAAUAGAGAAAACAGAACAGAUGGAAAGCCAUAUGAGAAGUCUUUUAUCUAGAUGGCAUGUAUAAUAAAUUUGGGGAAAAAAAACAUUCACACAACAAAAUUUAAUGACUGACACUGUAUUUGCAUGUAUAAAGCAUGAGUACAAAAACAUGUUCCAAAAAGUCUAACAUUUAAGAGUUGGCUGACAGUGCACAUAAAUUAAUGUGUAUUAUUUCUAAAAAAAAAAUUACCACUGAUAAGUUUUUAUUAAAACAAAAUAGCUUUUAAUAAAAGUGCAAAAAGCAUGCAGAACCAUCAUGAUGCAGUUAGAUAUGUUUCUGAUAUGUUUCUAUGCAUCAUUUAUUAAUUUGUCAUAUGUGCAGAAUUAUUCAAAAAAAAUUUUCAAGUCACAUUAAAAGCUUUUAGUGCAUUCUAAUCUAGAUCUUUGGUACAACCAGCUCCUUGGUUAUACAUUUCAAUGUUCACUAGAAAAAAAAGCCUGCUUGAUGUGCUUAAUUACAUUCCUUGACAAAAAAAAAAGUCUUGAUUAACCCCUAAACUUCUAUUUAGUUCAACUUUGAGAAUGAGGCUAAAGAAAUUAAUUUGUGAAGCCCAAACCCUUUGUGAAGAA
Hemibagrus wyckioides is the source of this 6168-nucleotide messenger RNA. RefSeq names its product bridging integrator 2a (gene bin2a). NCBI's taxonomy places the organism in Eukaryota, Metazoa, Chordata, Actinopteri, Siluriformes, Bagridae. Bases 188 to 1573 code for a protein of 461 amino acids. Gene Ontology annotation, molecular function: phospholipid binding; protein binding. The transcript is spliced from 15 exons. The record is from RefSeq and is a predicted model, not a curated record. Gene Ontology annotation, cellular component: cytoplasm; phagocytic cup; podosome. Gene Ontology annotation, biological process: phagocytosis, engulfment; plasma membrane tubulation; podosome assembly.